Molecule: messenger RNA, 1669 nt
Organism: Osmia bicornis bicornis
Lineage: Eukaryota; Metazoa; Arthropoda; Insecta; Hymenoptera; Megachilidae
Product: mitochondrial coenzyme A diphosphatase NUDT8
Exons: 3
Coding region: 837-1580 (247 amino acids)
Molecular function (GO): coenzyme A diphosphatase activity
Source: RefSeq, a predicted model, not a curated record
GUAGGGAACUAACCGAUGCAUCAGGUCAAAACAUGACAAUUAUCUUUCAUAUAAUCUGAGUUCAUAUUUUAUACUAUGAUAUGUUAGAACAUGAGAACCUCUAUUCUGUUCAUAACAACGAUAUUUUAUUUCGCUUAUUCAACUCCAUGAACGGAAUUCCAGCCUGACCAUACGUCAAAGUGCUAAAAUUGCAUUUCGAGUUAUAGAUAGUUCUGUUGAAGUAAAUAUUUUCAAUGUUAAAUUAAAAAUAGAACACGAUCAACGCGGAGAGUUAAACCGUAGAAGUCGAAUGAAAAAACGUGAUUUAGACGAUUAUGCAUUGAGAAAAAUAGCAGGUUGUUGCUUCACAAGACAACUGUUGUUCAAAUAAAUGUUAAUUUGGUCAGUAAGUAGGUGCUGUACUUCGUUCGUUGUGACUACGAUCACGUAACGUGUAACGCCUAUUGUGAAAGUGAUUAAAGGGUGGACAAUCGUGAUUCGGUGAAUAUUUUAAUUGUAGUGUGCAUCUUGUUACGAACGAUUAAGAGUUAAUAAUUAUCGCUCAGGAGAGACUUCUCGAGUCAAAGGUCUAAAAUGUUUAUGUUAAAAAAGAUAUAAACAAAAAUAAACGAAUCAUCGAUGCAUCGAUUAGGAUGAUCUCAAAGAAAAAUUAUUUGAACUCGAUUGAUCAGACAUCUAGUAGUUGUGCAUAAAACCAACACGAAGGCGACAUAUUGUGAGAAAUUCCGAAUAAAAUUAAGCGUCAAAGUUAACAACGUGCUGGAUCGUAUAAAGUUCUUGUGAUAUAGUUUUUCGUUCAUUGAUACGCAAGAAACACAAUCACAAUAUUAAUUGUAAUGAUGAAACUACAUUCUUUUUCUUUUCGCUGUUUACAACGAUGUUUCCUAACGGAAUCUCAGCGACGUCUGAGUAGCGUCAAUUUGGAUCUCUUAAAACCGGAUGUGGUGUUAAGCGAGAAGAAUCGACAUCAAUUUAUCGAGAAAUUUAAAGCACGUAAAGCACCUAAAUUGGAGGAGAAGAUAAAUCAAGCCGCUGUUUUGGUGCCGUUAUGCUUGCACCAAGGCGAACUGGGUUUCUUGUAUACUUUAAGAUCUACGAAAAUGUCCUUGAAUCGUGGACAGGUUUCAUUUCCUGGCGGAAUGCACGACAAAAAAGAUCGUGAUCUUGAAGAGACCGCGUUACGAGAAACUUGGGAGGAGCUUAAAAUUCCAAAGGAGAAAGUCGACGUUUGGGCAUUCAGCAACAUGAUCGAUAAACAAAACGUCAAAGUCUUAGCCGUUUUUGGUUACCUCGGGGAAAUUGAUCCAGAAAAGCUUGAAAUUAAUAAGGACGAAGUGGAAGAAGCUUUCUUUAUCAGUCUUAGGAACCUUUGCGAUCUUUCUCUAUGUCAAUACACUCAGUUUCGCGACAAUUACACCUUGCCCGUUUAUUUAGGCGGAAAGCAUCGUGUUUGGGGCUUUACUGCAGCGAUAACGCAUAUGGUUUUAAAUGCUUUGGUUCCUGAUGCUUACAAACACAAGUUGGUUUACUUGAGACCAAUCUUAGCAGAUAAGAAACAUAACACUAUCAGUCAUCUGUAAACUCAAAUUGUACAUAUUUGAUUUAUUUUUCUACCUAUCUAGGCAAUUUUGUUAUACUUGAUACUGAAUAAAAUUGAAAAAAGCCGCAA